GUGACUGUUCUCCUGUACAGUUCUUCCUCAUGUCAACGACAGGACGGUACAUCCGUAAGAACACACAUUGGACGGUCUAGACUCACUUGAUAGAAUGGAAGAGAAAACUAUGGCCAACUCCAGGCGUUGUUAUAAUCAAUGGCGUUGGUUCGUGGUUUUGAUCAUGUCCUUCCCGGUAUCCUACGUGGACGCGGUGUGGCCGAUGCCUCAAAUGAUCCGCUCUUCCAUGGUCCGAUACACACUAAAUCCACAGGAGUUUCUUUUUCAGUACUCUAGUGGAUCUUCCGCUCAAUCCGGUUGUUCUCUUCUGGACUCGGCUUUCAAGAGAUACUUCCCGCUCAUCUUCACGGAUUAUAGUGCAGCAAGAACCAGACAGCAGGAUGAGUGGUUUAGGUUCCCUUUCACCGUUGUGGUCCAUGUGGAGAGAGCAGAAUGUGAGGGAUAUCCCGAUGCAGACUCCUCAGAAAGCUACAAGCUGAGUGUGAGUUCGGGCCAGGCAGCACUGAGGGCUGAGACGGUAUGGGGAGCACUCAGAGGUUUGGAGUCAUUCAGUCAGCUGGUCUCCCAAGAUGCCUUUGGGGAGUAUUUUGUGAAUGAGACUGAGAUAGAAGACUUUCCCCGCUUCCAGUUCCGAGGGAUAUUAUUGGAUACGUCACGUCACUACCUACCUUUACACGCUAUUCUGAAGACCCUGGAUGCGAUGUCCUACAACAAGUUCAAUGUUUUCCACUGGCACAUCGUGGACGACCCCUCCUUCCCCUACCAGAGUAGCACUUUCCCUGACCUCAGCAGCAAGGGGGCGUUCCAUCCGUUUACCCAUGUGUACACCCAGAUAGACGUGAAGAGGGUUAUCGCCCACGCCAGACUCAGAGGCAUCAGGGUCCUGGCUGAAUUUGACUCCCCGGGACACACCCAGUCAUGGGGCAAAGGACAGCCCGGUCUCCUGACCCCCUGCUAUAAGGGCACAGUCCCCUCUGGGACGUUUGGUCCAGUGAACCCAGCCAACUCCGCCAGCUACCAGUUCAUGACCCGCCUGUUUAAAGAGGUCACCUCUGUGUUUCCUGACUCUUACAUCCACCUGGGAGGGGACGAGGUAGACUUUACCUGCUGGAAGUCCAACCCUGAUGUCCGAGGCUUCAUGCUGAAGAUGGGGUUUGGAACUGACUACACAAAACUGGAAUCCUACUACAUGGAAAAUAUGGUGAACAUUACGAAGGGACUCAACAAGACAGCCAUAGUCUGGCAGGACGUCUUUGACUACCAUGAAAAAAUCCCAGUGGACACGGUGCUCCACAUCUGGAAGGGUAGCCCAGGUCAGAUACAACAGGAGCUGAGUAGCAUCACCCUGGCUGGGUACAGGGUCAUACUGGCUGCCCCCUGGUACAUCAACCACAUCAACUACGGACAGGACUGGAAAACAUACUACACCAUACAGCCACUCAACUUCACUGGUACAGAGCAGCAGAAGAAACUGGUGAUUGGUGGAGAGGUGUGCAUGUGGGGAGAGUAUGUUGACGCUACCAACCUCUCUCCUCGUCUCUGGCCGAGGGCGAGUGCUGCUGCAGAGCGGUUGUGGAGUGAUGAGAAGAUGACCUCCAGCGUGAUCGAUGCCUUCCCUCGCCUCGUGGACUUCCGCUGCAGGCUGCUGAGGCGCGGUAUCCAGGCAGAGCCUCUGUCUGUGGGUCACUGCAGACAUGAGUAUCAGGGUAUCUGAAACAUGGCUGGUUGUGUGUCACUGCAGACCAGUCAGGGCUUUAAAUGAACUUUUCUUCAUUGGUAGCACUGGUGCUCCUAACUUCAGAAAGUAAGGAGCACAAGACAGAGUUUUGGAGCACCAGAUUAUAUAUUUUUUACUGCGUUAAUGAAUAACAGUUUUGCAGUUGUAUUUUUAAAUAAAAAAGGGUUGUUUUAAUCACCUGUAUAAUUAUGUUUGUUGCACUUUCAAAUAUAAAAGUUGUUUUUAUUUUAAUGUCUGACUCUCUAGUUAUGUGUUCUACAUCAUCAAGGAAACACCUGAUGAUAAUUAACAAUGAUUGGACAGCCAUUAGCAUUCAGCUAACAGACUAUAAUAAUGUAACCAGGUAACAUGAUGACAAAUAACAAUGAUUAGACAGCCAUUUGCAUUCAGCUAACAGACUAUAAUAAUAAUAAUGUAACCAGGUAACAUGAUGACAAAUAACAAUGAUUGGACAGCCAUUUGCAUUCAGCUAACAGACUAUAAUAAUAAUAAUAAUGUAACCAGGUAACAUGAUGACAAAUAACAAUGAUUGGACAGCCAUUUUCAUUCAGCUAACAGACUAUAAUAAUAAUAAUGUAACCAGGCAACAUGAUGACAAAUAACAAUGAUCGGACUGUCACGUUUCUGACCUUAUUUCCUUUAUUUUCCUUUUGUUUUGUCUUUAGUUCGUAUGGUCAGGGCGUGAGUUGGGGUGGGCAGUCUAUGUUCUGUGUUUCUAUGUUUAGGUUUGUCAUUUGGCCUGAUAUGGUUCUCAAUCAGAGGCAGGUGUUUUUCAUUGUCUCUGAUUGGGAACCAUAUUUAGGUAGCCUGUUUUCACUGUUGGUUUGUGGGUGUUUGUUUCCUGUGUCAGUGUUUGUGCCACACGGGACUGUUUCGGUUAUUUCACUUUGUUAUUUUGUAUUUGUUUUGUAGUGUUCAGUUAUUUCUAUUAAAACAUGGACACUUA
This is a messenger RNA of Salvelinus fontinalis (brook trout), 2684 nucleotides long. RefSeq names its product hexosaminidase A (alpha polypeptide) (gene hexa). Gene Ontology annotation, cellular component: membrane. NCBI's taxonomy places the organism in Eukaryota, Metazoa, Chordata, Actinopteri, Salmoniformes, Salmonidae. The record is from RefSeq and is a predicted model, not a curated record. Gene Ontology annotation, molecular function: beta-N-acetylhexosaminidase activity. The coding region runs from base 95 to 1714 and encodes 539 amino acids. Gene Ontology annotation, biological process: glycosaminoglycan metabolic process; ganglioside catabolic process; carbohydrate metabolic process. The transcript is spliced from 14 exons.